CGCGCGUCCGUCCACCCACAGAAAACAAGGCAGCACAGCGACCGGAUGCCCCCGACACCAGCUCAACGAGAGGCGCGAGGGGCCCGGGGGCGUGCGCCCUACUCGUACCGCGGCGAAUUGAAGCGAGACGUGGCCAGCCUCAUGUAUGCGUUUGGCGACGUGGUCGAGCCGCAUGCCGAUUCGGUGGCGCUCCUCGAAGAGAUGACGGUGCAGUUCCUCGUCGACCUGUGCCACCGCGCGCGGCCUUCGCCCACGGUGCUGCCCAUGCCGACGAGCCAGUCUACGAUCCAGAUGCUGGCGACAGCGACAGCGCCUGCGUCGGCUUCGGCGUCAGCGUCGUCCUCGACGCCCCAGCAGGGCUCGUCCGUCUCUGCGUCCCUCAGCGCAGCCGGGGCGAGCAAAAGCGCAAGUGCGCCCAAGGGUGGCAGCAACAGCAGCGACCUGCUGGCGACAACAGCCAUGCCUCCCAGGGGUGCUGCACACCCCUUUGGCGCGCGAAGCCGCAUGACGGUCGAGGACAUCAAGUUUGCACUGCGCAAGGAUGAGAAGCUGUUUGCCAGAGUCGAGGAGCUCCUCUACCUCGAGAAGGUCAUCAACGAUGCGAGAAAGGGCUUCACGAUCCCGGAAGAGGAAGCCGCCGCGGCGAAUAGCUGAUGACUCGCUGACUCGCCGGAAGAGACCCAACUACUCCUUUCUUUUUUUUUUCAGCCCGGCUGUGUACUGUACUGUACACGCUACGGCAGAGGAUACUGGGCCAUGAACACAUGUUACUCUGUGCCGGUGCCUGCA
Acaromyces ingoldii is the source of this 789-nucleotide messenger RNA. RefSeq lists its product as hypothetical. Lineage: Eukaryota; Fungi; Basidiomycota; Exobasidiomycetes; Exobasidiales; Cryptobasidiaceae. Gene Ontology annotation, cellular component: transcription factor TFIID complex. The record is from RefSeq and is a predicted model, not a curated record. The transcript is spliced from 2 exons. Gene Ontology annotation, molecular function: protein heterodimerization activity. Gene Ontology annotation, biological process: RNA polymerase II preinitiation complex assembly; transcription by RNA polymerase II. Bases 46 to 654 code for a protein of 202 amino acids.